AAUGAGCAAAAUAUUUUGGUGCUCAAUUUCCAUUAUCAGCUAUGAAUAGGCCUUUUGAAAAUCAGCAAACGUUGUUCAGCUCAACUGUAUUUUUAACUGAGAAGGAAUGUAAACAUCAACAAAUGCCCGCAUUUGAAAGGAAUUUUCCAUCUCCUUUAAAUUAUAGUUUGUGAAAUAAUGAAUUCUGUAAACGAUUCUGUUCAAGAUCGGUCUCUGCGAUCUAUACUAAUUGGAAAUGUACCGUCUGAUGUCAGUGAAGAUAUAGUAAAGGAGUUAUUAACUGAAUAUGGCGUCAUUUUGAACUUUAGAUGGUUUCGAGAUAUACCUCCUGGAUAUGCGUUUUGUGAAUAUGGAGAACCUGAAAUGGCUAUACAGGCAGUUCAGAAUUUGAAUGAUUUUGAAUUCAAAGGGAGAGUUUUGAAGGCUGAUAUUGCUGCAAGUGAGAAGAGUAAAGAGCAAUUAGCCCGUUUGCAAGAAUUUAGCAAUGGAGUUCAUAGUGAUAUUUUGCAAGCUGCUGAUUCUUCUGAAAAAGCACCUGAAGAAAUUUCUAAAGCAGUUGCCAGUCUUCCAGCUGAACAGAUGUUUGAACUAAUGAAGCAAAUGAAAAUGUGCAUUGAAAAUAAUCCCCAAGAAGCUCGAAAUUUACUACUUCAAAACCCACAACUUGCUUAUGCGCUGUUACAAGCUCAAGUAAUCAUGCGUAUUGUUGAUCCAGAAGUUGCUGUGAAAAUUCUCAAUCGUCCUACUAUUCCAUUAGCAAGUGUAGAACCAGAAGUUGAAAGCAUGGAGACUGUCGAACAGACUUUACCACCAGUUAAUAAUCCCAUAGAAAUAUCCACUGCUGGUGACCAAGAUUUACGACAGCUUCCUCCAUUGGACAGUGACAUGAGAACUUUAAGUCUAGGUGCUACUGAUAAAGAUAUGAGGCAAAUGACUGGUGAUACUGAUUGGAGAACUUUAGGUGCUCCCUUAGGCUUACCAGACCCGAGGUUUCGCACAGUUAAUCCCAGAGUUUCUCAAUCCUGUGAUCCUAGAGGAAUUCAAGGACCUGAUCCAAGACACGUACAAGGUCCUCUUGACCCUAGGAGUGUAAUGAUGCAAGGACCUGAUCCAAGAUUAAUACAAAACUCAGACCCUAGAAUGCUGCAGGGUACUGAUCCACGGUCAGUACAUAGUGAUCCUAGAUCAGUACCUGCAGGUGAUCCAAGAGUGAUGCAAGGAGGUGAUUCUAGGGUGAUGUCAGUAGAUCCUAGAGUACCAGUUGCAGAUCCACGAAGUGUUGAUCCUAGAGUAGCAUCCAAUCUAAGAGGAAUGCCUAGUGCUGAUCCAAGAGCAAUGCGUGGAGCAGAUUCCAGGACUGCACCUGUCUCAGAUUCUAGAAUUAUUACAGGUCCUGGAUUUGGACCCAGACCUGGUAUAAAUGAUCCUAGAAAUGUUCCCGUUGCAUCUCGUGUUGAGGAUCCCAGAAAAUUUCCCACUUCAGGUGUUCCAGUAUCUGCCCAGAUGUCUGCAAAUACUAGGACACCUACUGUCAGCUCAGCACCUACUGGACUUAUUCCAACCCCUCGGUUACCUGUUCCACCUGCAGCUGCAACUACUUCUAAAGUUCCAGAAGAUCAAGAAAAAGCUGCAUUAAUUAUGCAAGUAUUACAAUUGUCUGAUGAACAAAUUGCUAUGUUGCCUCCAGAACAAAGACAAAGUAUCAUUGUACUCAAAGAACAGCUUGCUCGAAGUCAGCUAGCAUUGUAAUAUUUGUCAUACAUUAUCCUAAUGGAAAAGUUUACAAAAUAUUACUAACAAAACAUUUUUAUUGUGACAAGGAUUCAACUUUUUCUUUCAGACAUUAUUCAUUGAAUAGGUUUUUAUAGUAAUUAUUUAUUUUUUUAUCCCUAUGAAAUAUUUAGAGUAUAAAAUUAGUCUAUUUGCUAUGUGAACCGUAGCAAUUAUUCAAAUUUGUUCAGAUUCUAUUCUUUUGGUUUCUGAACUUUUAACUGUCACACUCAAAAAUAAAAGUUUUGAUACCAAAAGAAAUGAUAUCAUAUACAUAGAUUGUCCCAAAACAAAGACAAAGUAUAUUUUUAUGUAAUAAAGUCUUGUAAUCUGAUUAAGAUGCAUGCAUAUGAUUCGGCUUAUUAACUAACAAUACACAUAAAUGAUAUAAAGAUGACAAGCUUUUGAAAAAAGUGUAGAAACUUAACUAAAUAAAUUUAUUUUCUGUAUAAAUUUGCAACAUUGUUUCUUUAUUGCUAUUCAAUAUCAUUACUUAUGCUUUUUCUCAAAUUACUGGUUUAAACUUGAGAAAUACAGUUAACCAUGCUUACUAAAAGACAAAAAGGUUUCUUAAAUUCAUUUGAAAGUAUGCUUUUGAAGAAAUAUCUGGAUGUGAGCAUAUUUUGGAAAUUGAUACAAAUUUUUUUUUUAAAUAACUGGAGUCAUUGGAAAUUUGGAAUUUUAUUACAUAGAAUUUUAAAAGAAAAAAAAAAGUGUAGUGUAAAAAGCAAUAUAUGUUAUAUGCUGAUCUUAGAAUAGUGAAUGAAAUGCAUUUUGUGCAUUUCUUGUUUGCACAAGUUGAUGUAAAUGCUUACAUUGUUGUUAAUUCACUUAGUGAUAUUGUUCAGAAAUUGAAGCAAUUUUUC
Molecule: messenger RNA, 2636 nt
Organism: Argiope bruennichi
Lineage: Eukaryota; Metazoa; Arthropoda; Arachnida; Araneae; Araneidae
Product: cleavage stimulation factor subunit 2-like
Exons: 11
Coding region: 178-1749 (523 amino acids)
Biological process (GO): mRNA 3'-end processing
Cellular component (GO): mRNA cleavage and polyadenylation specificity factor complex
Molecular function (GO): mRNA binding
Source: RefSeq, a predicted model, not a curated record